UAGCUUGCUUGGUGAAAAUUUUAGUCAAAUCCGACCCGAGUUUGCGCUCGCUUUCUGGCCCUUUUAAACCGAUUUAAUUGCCUUAAAAUUAACACGGCUCUCCCUUGCGCUUCCUGUCACAGCAAGGACCAUGGUUGUGGCGUGAAAACGGAGCAGUGUGACACGGAUUUGGACGGACGGACAGAGGCAGUUUCAGGUGUCAGCUGGUAAAGCGUGUGUGUGCGCGUGUGAGAGUGUGUGUGUGUGUGUGUGUGUGUGUGUGUGCGUGCCGGCACGUGUGUUUUCCCAGCCCAGUCAGUAUUUGCAGCGGAGUGUGGCCUGAACACAACUGAGGGACAAUGAGCGAGCUGGAACAGUUGCGGCAGGAAGCCGAGCAACUACGCAAUCAGAUCCGGGAUGCCAGGAAAGCCUGCAGUGACUCCACUCUGUCACAGAUUACAGCUGGUCUGGACUCAGUGGGCCGGAUACAGAUGCGGACACGACGCACUCUCAGGGGCCACCUGGCCAAGAUCUAUGCAAUGCACUGGGGGAGUGACUCCAGGCUACUUGUCAGUGCCUCGCAAGAUGGAAAGCUUAUCAUCUGGGACAGUUACACGACAAAUAAGAUGCAUGCCAUCCCUCUGCGCUCUUCCUGGGUGAUGACGUGCGCCUACGCUCCCUCUGGGAACUAUGUGGCCUGUGGAGGCCUGGACAAUAUCUGCUCCAUAUACAGCCUGAAGACCCGUGAGGGCAACGUGCGCGUCACCCGGGAGCUACCCGGACACACAGGUUAUUUGUCCUGCUGUCGUUUCUUGGAUGACAACCAGAUACUGACCAGCUCUGGAGACACCACCUGUGCAUUGUGGGACAUAGAGACAGGCCAGCAGGCCACCAGUUUUACAGGCCACACAGGUGAUGUGAUGAGUUUGUCUUUAAGUCCGGACUUCAAGACCUUUGUGUCAGGAGCUUGUGACGCCACCUCCAAACUGUGGGACAUUCGUGACGGCAUGUGCAGGCAAUCUUUCACCGGGCACGUGUCCGACAUCAACGCCGUCACCUUUUUCCCCAAUGGGAAUGCCUUUGGCACAGGCUCAGAUGACGCCACCUGCAGGUUGUUUGACCUGCGUGCUGACCAGGAGCUGAUGAUGUACAGCCACGACAACAUCAUCUGUGGCAUCACCUCCGUGUCUUUCUCCAAGAGCGGCCGUCUGUUGCUGGCCGGCUACGAUGACUUUAACUGCAACGUCUGGGACACUCUGAAAGGCGAGCGUGCAGGUGUGCUAGCGGGCCACGACAACAGAGUUAGCUGCUUAGGUGUGACAGAUGACGGCAUGGCCGUGGCUACCGGCUCCUGGGACAGUUUCCUCCGGAUCUGGAACUAAACAAACCUCUUCCCAAUUGUACUCAAUCACUGCCCGCCAACUUCCUCCCCCGGCCCCCCACCUCCCCACCCAAUGUAUCACGACUCAUCUGCUGAGCUGAACCUGAAGGGGUGUACACUGUGUCAGCUGAAAUCGUCUCAACUCACCCUCACUUCUCUUCUCUCUGCUGGCAACCAGCCCACCUUUGAGAAACUCUUUCUACCUUACCAAGUGACAUUUUUUUUCACCCAGCUAUGACACAGCAACAAAAAGAAGAACCUUUCACUAAUGUUGUCCGAUUUAAAAAAAUAAAAUUAAAUAAAAUUAAAAAAAUAAAUAAAUAAAUAAGAGGAAAAAACUAAACGAAAAAAAUUUAAGAUUUCGCCCUUAGACCAAUUUUCUUGUAGGGGGCGAUAAAGACAAACAAGCAAGAUGACUGUCAGUGUGUAAUAUGUAAAUGUAAAUAUAAAGACAGUAUAUAUGUAUAGCAUUAUGUGUGUAUAUAUGCAUCAUAUAUGCAUAUAUAAUGUGUAUGUAUAUAUUUUUGUAGUUUAUUUCCCACCCUUGAUUUAAAAAAAAAAAGAAAAAAAAAAAGAAAAAGAUUUUAGGGGUUUUAUGUUUUAUUUUAAAUGUAUAUAUUCACAUUACUACACAACAUAAUGCUCAACCUGGGUAAAAUAAUCAAUCCUAAGCAUUUGUUUCAUCCAGUGUGAGUACCAGAUCAGAUAAUUCACACACAAAACUCUCCUUUUAAUAUGAGGUAUUUACUGAUUUAGUUAAGCCCUUCAACAAAAGAGGAUAUAACAAGUAAGAAAAAAAAAGUUUUCCUACUAAAUUCACUUUUUUCAUUUGAAUCUGUGUAUGUUUGUGAGUAUUAUGGUCACCAACAGUGGGAAUAACUCAUACAUCCUGUACCUGCAAAUGUUGCGUUCAUGUGAAUGAUGGCUGUGAUGGUGAUUUUAUUUUAUUUUUCUAACUAAAGCAACCCUGUUUAUUCCUCACAAGUCUCUUGUUUUGUAAGGAACCCGUCACACUGUUGUGCUUGUGUAUAGUGAGAGAGCUUCAAAACCAACAAGAGAUGAAUUAUGUUUUUAGUCUGGAUUCAGCUUUACCUCCAAAGUAGGCUAAGAUAGAAAACUUUGUUAAUGGACGCCAUGCUUUGGCCCAUACUCAAGUGGACUGUGGUUAAAAAUCAUUGGAUGCUGAAUAUCUGAAGACCACAGCCAUGCAAAUAAACAGCUGUGUGAUAUGAUUAAUAACCCAACAAUGGUCCUAAACUGAGGCUUUGCAUCAUAAUAUUCCCGUCUGCGGCCUGUAGAAUCUACUCUUCUCCUUAAAGCUGAAAUGAGGAUCUCAAGUUGCCCGUACAAAUGACACUGAUGGAGGGAAAGGGCAAAGUGAAGAGAGACACCUUCUCCCUGAGCAGGAGCUGUCCUCUGCCUGUGAGUCUGUAAUGGCUCAGAGGCCUGUACAAAUCAGAGGAUAUUAAAGGAGCAGUGGCUUCAUGUCAGGACUAUGAAGGACUGCAGUGACUCUGUCAGCAGCCCCUGAGGACUAGACAAAAGCUGGAUGGAGAGAGAGAGAGAGAGAGAGAGAGAGAGAGAGAUGUCUGUCAGAGCUCACCAUGUCAUUUUUACCUUGUUUGUUUUUAAAAAUGAAGGAUCAUGAGUCCUUUUUGUUGUCAGUGAGGUGAGAACUGAGUGACGGGCAUGAAACUGAAAUCAUGUUUGCCCCUCCAAAAAGAGUGUUAAAAAUUUCAGUGAUUUCUUUUUCCUCACCAAAAACAAGUUAUGAACUAUUAAAUAUUGCUAGUGAAGAAAGUACACUUGGUAGACAGAAAUGUACACUUAGUAGAGAGCUAGAAAUGCACUCACAAACUGUAGUACAAAUGUAAACCAUUGAGCACAUGACUUAUUUACCUGUAGAGGUGGUAUUUCUGAUUUUGAGUUUUUUCACAUCUCGCAUCUUCCAUCUUUUUUGGUUCCUCUCUAAAGGCGUAAUUUUUUUGAAAAAUAAUACACAUUACAUGUGUGAGUUGGACCUAUCAUCAGCUGUCUCAGGUGCCUAUCUCUGAAUAAUCACAUUUGACCCACACGGGCUGGAUAAGGAGGGUUUGUGCCCCUGUGAGAUGUGGCACUUUUGUGUCUCCAUUCUGCCUUACGAUACUAUUCAUAAUAGAAGGUAAUACUAGUGUCGACUACAGUAAUGUUUUCCUCUUGCUAUUCCUUUUUACACAACGAUCAAUAACAAAUAUUGCAGAUUUUGUUUUCUUUUCUCAAUAGAAGCACAUUCUGAUACUAGUGAACACUAAAAAGCAUGCUUACAGAAAAUCACCAUGACCACAUGCAGCUCCAUACAGCUUCUUUAAGCAAAUGUUUUACAUCACUUUUUAUACAAUUCUGCUUUCUACUACUACCAUACAGUUUGUAGUAUUUAUUAAGGUUCAAUCAGCUAUCAAUGAAGCCCCUCUUUUGCAUACCGUGACUCUGUAGUGACCUUUUUUUUCUUCUUUCUUUUUAAACAUGUUUUAGCUGCUUCUACCCGGCUUUGCAUUAAUGAAUCAAUUUUGAGCGAAUGUUAUAAAUAACAGUUAUAGUUUUUAGCCUGAGAAUAUCUUUGAGGUGUGUAGGAUGUGAUAUGUAUUGCAUAUCAGUGUUGAGGUGUGUGUUGGGAGGGGAAUUGGGAGGGGGGUGAUUUGCUGAUGUAUGUGGAUAACAUAUAGAUCUAAGUGUUACUUUCUCAUUUGUGCCAAUGUUAUCCACAGACCCUGAGCUGUGAACUGAAAACUAGUCAAUGUGACAAAAAAAAACAAACAUGUAUGCUCAUUUUACUCAAGUGCCAGCCUUCACCAGCUCCAUCCAAUAAGGUCACAUCAGUAUCUGAUUUUGUAGCCAAUCGGUUGUCUGAUCAAACAGGUUGACUGUUUAAUGUCUGACGAUGGGCUUUUUUUUCUUUUUUUUCAUUAUUAAGUUGACAGUGCUUGUUAGACCUCAAGUUUCUAUUUCAGUCAGUGGACAUUGGAGUUCAUGUGUGCCCAGAUAAAGAUGACAAAAUGUUGGCUUGACAGUAAAGGGGUAGUUUGACAUUUUGGGAGCUACAGGCACAAGCUGGCUUUAGCCUCGCAGUUAGUUUAAAACAGAGUGAAAAGGGAGACAGCUGCGUACAAAGCACCUCUAAAACAAACAAUUUAAUAUGUUACAUAUUGUUUGUUUAAUCCCUACAAAACAGCAAUCAUAUGUGGGACUAUUUUUUGGCCAAAACCAGUUGCCAGGCAACCGAUGGAGAUUUCAGAACUUGUCAGUUAGUUCGCCUGUUUUGUUGCACGUAUGAAACAAACAAGGUAUAGUGUAUUAAUUAGUAAGCUUUAGAGGUGAUGGUAGGCAAUUUUUGCUACUGUUGGGCAGAGCUAAAUGCUGCUGUUUUGACCUGAUUUCAGUCUUUGUGCUAAACUAAGCUAAUUAAGCAACUAGCGGAGUGAUAUCAUCUCAUCUCACUCUGCCAGAAAGCCAAGAAGCCUAUUUACCCAAAUGUCCAACUACUUCCUUAAAUCCACCUUGUUUUCACUUUUCAAUCCAUCAUGAGCUGUGUGAAAUUUAUUAAAAAAAAUACAACAUAGCCCUUAACAACUGAGAAAGGGGUUUGUCUGUAUUACUGGCAACCAUUUCCUCACCCUGUGUGUAAUUCAGCAGUACUAACAGCUGGAUCCUGGAGCAGUACCUGUGCAGUAGACUCAUUAAUCAGAAAGGUGCUUGAUUUAAUUUCGUAUUAUUGUUGUAUUUACCUGAAGUCUCCUCCAGUUUAUUCCCUUAACCCUCGUCCGACCAACAUAUUAAACAUAAAAGGACUUAAGACUGGGGUACUGAAUAAACUACUGCAAGAAACAACCAUCACAGCAAAAUGUUAACCUAUUUAUUCUCUUAACAUUGUCAAUCUGAUGUGUUAUCUGAAAAAAAAACUUAUUUUAGGAAAGUUACUGUUAAUUUGCAUAGUGUAAAAUGAAAAUAUAUAUUUGUCAUAAUACAAAUUUCAGCUUUUACCCCAAGUUCAAUCUUUCAACAAAGCCUUCAAAGUGAUGGACAUAGUGCCCCCAUAUGCCCCCUCAUAGUGUGUGAUACUUUAAAUUAGGACUCAGUAGUUCCAUAUAUCAAAACUGCAUAGGCGGAAUUGGGUGCUUUUGACUGAGGUCCCAAGGCCCCCAUACUUAAAAUAAUCGGUAUUUUUUUAAAGCGUUGAUUUAAACAGAAACUGAUAUGAGGUCAUUAGAAACAAAUUGACAAAAUCCUUUGGAUUUGGGAUGAUAGAAUAAAGCGCUGUGAUAUGUUAAAAGUAGACCUCUAGGGUCUACUGGGUACCCCAGUCCAUAGGAUAUACUAUAAUACAUGAAGUACCGGGACCUUAAUCUGUGACUUGUUUUAAUCCUUGGAGUAUUAAUUUCAGGCAUGUUUUGCAGUAGUAUUUUGGCAUUUUUGUCACCCACGGUGCCAACGUCUAACUUCAAGGAAUAAAUGUGAAAAUGUAACUGUUGGGGCAGUAUUUUGAGGACUGUAUUUGCACGACCCUCUGAUAUAGUCCCUGAAUAUGAAAGGAUUGUUUUAAGUUUCUGAUUUUCUUUUAAAAAUGCAGCGACAUCACACCACAUGAACUGGUUAUGUCACCACCUCCACCACCACCAGAGCACCAUCACAACUAAAUGCACUGCCUUCUUGACUCUACAACCUACUGUUCUGACAUUGUAGUAUUUUUAAUUUUUGCUUUGAAUUCUUUUAUUUAUUAUUUCAUGUUUUAAGCCAGUAAAGACCAGGGACUUGGUGCCAUGAUAAUUCUCUUACAGUGCUAUUGUGUGAAAUUAUAAUCACUUGUUAUGGAAUAAUUUUUAUAGUCUUUUUCACACCAGACCUUUUUUUGUAUUUGUACAGUGGCUUGGUGAUACUGAUAUGUUGCCAUGAGUUAUUGUAACCAAUAAAGAAAAGCUUCUAAC
Scomber scombrus (Atlantic mackerel) is the source of this 6318-nucleotide messenger RNA. RefSeq names its product guanine nucleotide-binding protein subunit beta-4. The coding region runs from base 339 to 1361 and encodes 340 amino acids. The record is from RefSeq and is a predicted model, not a curated record. NCBI's taxonomy places the organism in Eukaryota, Metazoa, Chordata, Actinopteri, Scombriformes, Scombridae. Gene Ontology annotation, molecular function: protein binding; signaling receptor complex adaptor activity. The transcript has 10 exons. Gene Ontology annotation, biological process: G protein-coupled receptor signaling pathway. Gene Ontology annotation, cellular component: heterotrimeric G-protein complex; cytoplasm.